Penicillium vulpinum is the source of this 327-nucleotide messenger RNA. RefSeq names its product putative copper resistance protein Crd2. The transcript has 3 exons. The coding region runs from base 1 to 327 and encodes 108 amino acids. NCBI's taxonomy places the organism in Eukaryota, Fungi, Ascomycota, Eurotiomycetes, Eurotiales, Aspergillaceae. The record is from RefSeq and is a predicted model, not a curated record.
AUGGUCCACCCCACUACUACUUGCUGCAAGACCGCCCAAGAUGGCUCCUGCGUCUGUGCCGCCCAGGCCAAGUGCUCCUGCGGCCAGCAGGACGCUCUCAACUGCAGCUGCAACAAGGCUGCCUCCGAGAACACCGUAUCUGGUCCCCGCUGCUCAUGCCGCUCUCGCCCAGCUGGCCAGUGCACCUGUGAGCGUGCCGUGAGCGAGAACAAGCCUGUUGCUGGCGAGACUUGUGCCUGUGGUAGCCGUCCUCAGGCUUCUUGUACCUGUGAGAAGGCUGCUGCUAUUGAAUCUGCCCUCGAGGUUGACUUCACUACCCGUGCUUAA